Molecule: messenger RNA, 735 nt
Organism: Aspergillus welwitschiae
Lineage: Eukaryota; Fungi; Ascomycota; Eurotiomycetes; Eurotiales; Aspergillaceae
Product: MBL fold metallo-hydrolase
Exons: 3
Coding region: 1-735 (244 amino acids)
Source: RefSeq, a predicted model, not a curated record
AUGACGCCUUCAGGCUUCCAGAGCACCGUUACUAUCACGCAUAUCAGUACAGCAACGGCUAUCAUCAACAUAGAUGGCAUUAAAAUUCUCACCGACCCUUACUUCAGCCCGGCCGGCACCCUGGCUGAUCUUUCCCACAUCGACGGCGUCCUUCUCAGUCAUGAGAAUCAUGAUAACAACUUGGAUAUCCUGGAUUACCGUAUUCUCAAUGGGCGUCACGUUCUUAUAAUAAAAGACAGCGCAAAAAAUCUUGCUCCUCGUCCUGACAUCCGUGGACUAGACUCUUGGGAGUCCGUGAUCCUGGUACUAGAGAAUAAAGAAUUCACAGUGACCAGAAUCCUUUAUAGAUAUAUACCUGGUCAAGAGUAUACUGGCUUCGCCAUCAUCUUAGAGAGUUUUGGCGUUAGUUCCGAUGGCCUUCUGAAUACUAUCUGGUUUUCAGGUGAUACUGUCUACUUUAAUAAACUGAAGGAUAUUCGGAAUCACUGGUAUAUAACAGCUGCUAUUCUUAACCUUGGUUAUGUGCAUGCUCCUGGUAAAAUUCUUCAAAUCACUCAGCCAGAUAGCAGUAGCACUGAUGGGCCUAUUCAGAUCACUAUGGAUAGUAAAGAAGGUGCUUGUAUAUUUCACGAGCUUGGGGCAGACAUUCUUGAAUUGAAGGUGGUAAUGGAAGCUAAGGGCCUCUGCAAUAAGAUGUGCUGGUUGGCUCCUGGAGUCUUUAAAAGAAUAUUUUAA